Molecule: messenger RNA, 896 nt
Organism: Myotis myotis
Lineage: Eukaryota; Metazoa; Chordata; Mammalia; Chiroptera; Vespertilionidae
Gene: CUNH5orf63
Product: chromosome unknown C5orf63 homolog
Exons: 4
Coding region: 86-433 (115 amino acids)
Source: RefSeq, a predicted model, not a curated record
UGGCGCUGGGUCUCUCUGGCGGGCGGAAGUGCGGAGCGCAGGGCGGAAGCGGCGGCUCAGGCGGAAGCGGCGGCUCAGAAGCAAGAUGCUCUGGUUUCAAGGAAAUAGCAUACAAUUUGCCAAGUACUCCUUUAGACUCUUCCUGAGAAAUCUCUCUGCCUCUAAGACUAUUCUGCCUGUGCUGACCUUAUUCACAAAGGAUCCAUGUCCCCUUUGUGAUGAAGCUAAGGAAGUGCUGGAGCCUUAUAAAAACAGGUUUAUUUUACAGGAGGUGGACAUCACACUUCCAGAAAACUCUGUUUGGUAUGAGAGGUAUAAAUUUGACAUCCCCGUCUUUCAUUUGAAUGGCGAGUUUCUGAUGAUGCAUCGAGUAAACAUCUCAAAACUUGAAAAACAGCUCCAGAAACUUGAGCAGCAAGGUACUGGAGGCUGAUGAAAGCCCUCGUGAUUUUCCAUCCUCGCUGUCCAGAAGGCAUCUUCCCAAGGAAAUGACCACGGCCUUGUAUUCCUUUUGUCACCUGUCACACAGCCCUAAUAAGGUCUGAACUUAGUGGUACCAAAUAAAUGUUGACAUUUCUCUUCUGAUUGAUGGAAGUACCAAUUUGAAAACUGUUUACCUUUGGCAUUUUAUGAAAUAAGAGGAGUGUGUUGGCAGGGAGGGUGGGAGAAAUCCAUUUGUUUUAUUUCUUUUUCUCUUUUGUUAUUUGUAUUAAUAUGGAAACAUUUCACAUUCAUUGGACAGGGCCAUUUAUAGGAAGAAGGCUCUAUAUCCCUGCUGCUGCCCCGAGGGCUUAACUUUUUAAUGGAGGAAUAAAUGCUCUUCCUCUCAGUAGAUAAAGUGAAAUGUGAAUUGUUAAUAACUGUGCACAGUCAAUAAAGGGAUGUUUUAACAAAUA